AUGGAUCACAGGGGAGGAUCACAAGGUCUAAUUUUAUUGACUCUUUGUGCUCUUCUGUAUCAUUCAGCAGCUGCAGAUACAUGGCAUUUGUCUGAAGUAGAAGAGAAAGAGUUGGAGAUACAGCUCAAAUCCUUGAACAAGCCUUAUGUCAAAUCCUUCAAGGAUAAGUAUGGGAUCACAUUUGACUGUGUGGAUAUUUACAAACAACCAGCGUUCGAUCAUCCUUUGCUUAAGAACCACACUCUUCAGAGUGCUGGAGUGAGAUUUUCUACUCAGAAUGGACCAGCCAAGUUUUAUGGCAUAUCAGCUGAUUUGGAUGUUCAAUAUCUUUCCGGUAUAUUGGAUGAUCAAACAAGCGCAACACACAUCAUUGUCAGUAAAGGAGAAAGAGGUCCUCUGGCAUACCACAACGUCUUACAAGCCGGAUUUCAUGUUCAUCACGCAGCUGAGGGAGACAGCUUGACUCACUUCUUCACUUAUUGGACUUCAGAUGGGUAUCAGAAUACUGGUUGCUUCAACUUUCUUUGUCAUGGAUUCGUCCAAACAAGCAAAAGGUUGGCUCCAGGCCAAGUUUGCACCAUGGGCUACUUGUACCUCAAUAUAUCUAGGGAUCCACAUACAUCGAACUGGAUGUUGUACAAUGACCUAGAACAGAUUGGCUACUGGCCGAGGGAGAUCUUGAACAACAUGGCAGAUUCUUCUCAAAUUCAACUGAGUGCAACAGCUAGCUCUCCUAUCAAUAAACCUAGUCCUCCGACGGGCAAUGGGAAGAUUGGUGGAGCAUCUUUUAAGAGUAUCAAAAUUACAGAUGGGCGGAAUAAUCCAUACCCCCCAUCCGUUCGCAAUGCAGCAGCAUUCAACGAACUCGGCAAACCCUUCUAUGAAGCCGACUACAAUCAGGGUUGCUGCUUGUUCUACGGUGGCCCAGGAGGAUGGAAGUCAUGA
Molecule: messenger RNA, 945 nt
Organism: Zingiber officinale
Lineage: Eukaryota; Viridiplantae; Streptophyta; Magnoliopsida; Zingiberales; Zingiberaceae
Exons: 6
Coding region: 1-945 (314 amino acids)
Source: RefSeq, a predicted model, not a curated record